UGUCGAUAGCCUGCCGCUCUCGCGAUCGUGCAUGCUUUCCGCCCUUUUAAAACAAAAAAAUAUGUACAUGAAGGCCAAAAAAGUAUAAACAAAAGUCUUUUUUUUUAAGUUUAUAAUUUAUGUGAAAUCACUCUAUCUAAAAAUAGAUCAGUUGUUAAACUACUGCAUAAAGGUGAAGUGUCAGUGAAACAUAAUUUAGUGUCACUUUGAAUUUAAGAAACAAAAAAACCAGAACAAAAUCGGUUUUGUUACUUAAAAAACAGUGAGUGUAUGGUGAAAGUGCAGAAUAAAUAAAUGGUUUUUACAGGAAGGGAAGAGCAGGGUGGAAAGGAAAGUAAAGACUUGCAGUGGUUUGUUGUCAUUUAAGAGUUUCAAUCCUGACACCCUGUUACUUCCACGUGUUUAUGACUCGAAUCCAUCAUUGGUGUGUUUACGAUAUUUCACUCCUGGACUUAUAUUUUCAGGAGCCAUUGAUCCGACAUGCAGGGGAAAGAGAUAUUAUCCCUUUCCUAAGUUCUCACGAUCAGCCAACCGCGAAGACGAUCUUUUCACUCUUAUAUCUCCUAAGCACGAGCAUCCGCGGAUCAGGGGCAGUGUUAAACGAGUGUUAAAACGAUCCUUAAAGGUGCCACCUCUUUCGCCAAGCUAACGAAAAUUGUUGUAUAAAUCAUCAACUUGGAGACAGAUUAGUAAUUUUUAUUAGACGAGACAAUUAUGAACAAACAUAACUGAUAAGAGGGAAAAAAGUGAAACGAGGUCCUUCUUCUUCCAAAUUUUCCACUCCUAGAGAUGUAAGUUCUUCAGAAACUAAAGAUGUUGGGAGUGGAGAACCAGGAUGGCUCUCCAAAAAGGAGGUCCACCUUCUACGUCUCCUUAGACGGCGAGUCCCGCCAAGUCACAAAACUUCCAAAAACCGUCUCCCUGGAUCCCGAUAAAUACUCCUGCAACACCUUUCCUAUAGGUACGACCAAAAUACCCAACGCACACUUGACCCGAACUAUGAGCAAUCAUGAUACCUUGACUAAUGGUGUUGCUGAGAGAAAAUGUGGGGUCGAGUCUCGUGGCAAGGUUCAGUCUUUGACGAGGAUCUUCGAGGCUUCGAAAGAGGAGGGCCCCGAGCAGAAGAAGAAGGUGGAGAGAACCAGGUCCUUCAAGACGAUAGAGAGGUUUCAGAGCCGGUUCACCGGGCGGAAAGAUGCUGGGAGAAAGGACAACAGACUGAAUAACACUAUACCCGGUAUCGAAACUGAGAAUAGUGAAGCUAGGCGAAAAUCUAGAAACGAGGACAAAUGUAAAAAUGAUGAAAAGUGUAGAAGUGAAGAGAAGUUUAGUAGUGAAGAGAAAUCUAGGGAUGAAGUUGAGAGGAGGGCAAUGCCGAAGAUCAAGUCUAGGACGAGGGAGUCUAGGUCGAUUCUUGAGCAGACAGUUACGAAGCAACAUAACAAUAAUAAUAAUAUUACCUUUGCAAAUCUGAUAAGAAGGACUCAUAGUACGAAGUUAACUAGAAGCACUAGUGCUUUGGUGAGGCCAGCAAGGCACAACACUACUGGUAGCAGUGGUGAUGACAAAGCCAAUCAUGUCGAUUUCAGCGGUGAUAAUGAGAAGGAACUCCUUGAGGAUUCGAUUCUCCGGAACGAGUGCCCGGAAGGAUGUGCUUUCGCAGAAGCCGACAUCGAUGGCGGCGUUCAUUCAGACACCUCAUAUGAAAAGGCUUGCAGGAGAGGAAGUGCACCAGCUACGCCUGUACUGGGAGCGCGACCACUUGAUGUCACCCCCAAUCGAAUUGUCAACUUCUUCUCGAAGAGGUCGUUCCGGUCGAACCCUCUGAAGAGGACGAAAAGCGUGACGAAGCUAGAAAGGCAAAAGCAACGUGGUGCUGGUCUCCGGGGUUGUCGGUCGCACGAAUCUCUUCUAUGUGGCCAGGCCGUGACCUCGAUGGACCUUGCCGCGGUCACACCAUUGCACCCAAGUCUUCUUGGUCGACCUCAUUGUUUUCAGGUCACACCCAGCAACGGAGGACCAAAAUAUUUUAGCUGCAGAACUGCCCAUGAGCGGGAGCAAUGGCUUCAAAGUUUGCGAAAAUCGGUCCAGCCCGAUGCAGAGCAAACACGAAGGACGGACAAUUCUUUGCAAAUAUGGCUUUUGGAGGCAAAAGGCGUGCCCGCCAAAAAGCGAUAUUUCUGCGAGGUGUGUUUAGACAGUACAUUGUACGCCAGGACCACUGCGAAGCUGAAGGCAGAUCUCUGCUUUUGGGGCGAGCAUUUCGAUUUCCACCACCUGCCCUCUGUCAACACCAUCCAGGUGAACCUCUAUAGAGAGGCAGACAGGAAGAAGAAGCGGGAUAAGAACGUGUUGAUCGGGUCUGUGAGCAUUCCAGUCCACAACGUGACCUCUCGAUAUCUCACUGAAAAAUGGUACACCGUUGUCGGCGAAAAGGGUCCACUUAAAGAUCCACCGGCUCUUAGAGUAAAAUGCCGCUUCCAAUCGGUUGACAUUUUACCGGUCCAGGUUUACCAAGAAUUCCUGGAGUACCUCAAGACUGAUUACGCUUCGCUUUGCGAAAAAUUAGAACCAGUGAUUGGCGUCAAGGCCAAAGAGGACAUUGCCACAGCUUUGGUUGCUGUCAUGCAAAGAGAAAAGAAGGCUCCUCAGUUUCUUGCUGAUCUUGUCAUGAUGGACAUUCACAGAAUAGAUGAUGAGAGACUGACGUUUCGAGGGAACUCAUUGGCUACGAAGGCAAUGGAAGCUUAUUUGAAGCUAACUGGUGAUCGCUAUCUUCAAGAGACCUUAGGGGCUGUAGUGCGUGGCGCCGUCGAAGGAGGUGAUUGCGAGGUGGAUCCUAUGAAGGUCGCCUCGGUAGCCGCUCUUCACAAGCAGCAGCAAAAUCUUCGAGCCGCAGUCGAACUCGCCUGGAGCAGAAUUCUCUCCAGUCACGCCCAUUUUCCUCUAGAGCUCCGUGAAUGUUUCCGAAUCUUUCGCGAAAGAUUGGCGGAAAUGGGCCGCGAGGAUAUCGCGGACAACCUAAUUUCUGCAUCCAUCUUCCUCAGAUUUCUCUGUCCCGCUAUUCUCAGUCCGUCUCUCUUCAAUAUUACACAUGAAUAUCCGAAUGAGAAGGCGGCGAGGAAUCUAACAUUAGUGGCGAAAACCUUGCAGACUCUCGCAAACUUCACGAGGUUCCAAGGCAAGGAGAACUUCAUGGAAUUCAUGAACGAUGUCCUCGAAAAGGAAGCUCCAUCGAUGAAGAAUUUCUUGCAGUUGAUAAGCAGUCCACUCCCCAAAGAUACAUCAGCUCACAACUCGCUCGAGUUCGAUGGCUACAUCGACUUGGGAAAGCAGCUUUCCCUUCUCCAUGCUCUUCUCCGAGAGAGUGUAGCUGCCACCACAUCAACAUCUCCAUCCUCUCCACCCUCUCGCCUUCCCGAAAUUUUGGACAAGAUCUCCGCAGCCUUGGACCAACCCGGCCCAAGUCCCGUCUCCACACUCCAUCGCUAUCCGAAUCUCCAGAACAACAUCUUUCGCUACAACGACCCGACGAUCGCGAACAGCAACUCGAAUCUUUCAAUUUCCGCCACGUCGACCUUGAGCAACCACAGCACCCUCAACGGAACAAUCAGGGACAGCAAUGAAAUUUUGCAGACAAACACUCUAGGACACAAUAGUUCCAGGAGUCCCAACGUCAUCCGGGCGGCAACUCUACCGAGAAAUGCCUACUUGCCGAACAACGGUAAACUGCAACUGCAGAUAAACACUGACGACUAUCCUCUAGAACCGCCUGCUUUCGUUUCCCGAUCACCAACUCCGAUCACGAGACAACACAGGCCUUUGAUCACCAAUCGCCCUGGAGUCGGAUACAGACUGACUGCGAGCGCAAGUCUCGCUAACGUUAAUCACUGCCAAACUCAUCCAACAAGUCCCACUAGGUCGGAAAGUCACAGCAACUUGAAGGAUUCGAACUACAAUUUAACCAACGCUCAGGGCAACCAGACGAACAACAUUUCCCAGCAUCACAGGCACAACAUCACGAGGUUACAGAAUCUGGAGUUACAUGAUCGGAGCGAUGAUAAUUAUAAUCACAACUACAAUGUUUCGAGAUCAGCGAGCCGGAAUCAUUUCCACAACAAGGAGGAAAAUGCGAAUCAAACCCAGCAACAGAAUUACAACAAUGUUUCGAAGACGACUGUCAACGCCAACGUUGUCGUCAAUCCUUCCUCGAAUCUCACUCUUUCGAUCAACCAUCAGCCGAAUAACAAUUACAAUCAUAGUCAUGCGAAGAGUUCCAAUCCUGCUAAUGGGAAUCUUGACGAACUUUCGGAUCUUCUCCGAUACGCGGAUGAUGAGGUCUCGGAAUCCAAGUCUCAGAAAGGAUCGCAAAUCUCGAUUUCUCAGCUGAGCAAUGUGGCUUCUUCUGGCUACCAGAGCUUCGCGGCUUACAGUCAGAGCUCCAGUCCAGUGGAUCUCAGUAGUAAUAAUGCGAACGCUCAUAUCAUGAGCGCGGCACCUUUAGCUUUCGCGAAUCCCGUUUAUCACAUGGAGUCGAAUCACGCGAGGACGGGAAGAAGAGGAAGUAGCAGUUCGGAGGAGCGGGAGCGGGAGCGGGAGAGGGAGAGGGAAAGUGGUGGCGGUGGUGGGGUUGGUGUUGAGUGUGUAAGAGGUGUGGAUCUUAGUCCUUCGCCGUCUCCGCAGCAAAAUGUGAGGAAUGUGAUUCAGAGGAAUGGGCAGAACCAGUGGAGACAGGCGAAUAAUACGGGACAUCGGACGAAUGCUGAACAGACGCAGAAUGUUUGUUGCACCAAACUCAGGAGGCGAUUGUCUCUCGAUUCGACGAGGGAUCUUUCGGACACGAGCGAAGAGGAAAACUGCGCUACGAGGAGGAGCAAAUCCCGCAGUCACCGGAGCAUCGAUCAAUACGAGGUGGAAAUUGAAAGGCUACAGAACAACGUAGAUCGCCUCCGAGCGCGAUUGGCUACGACUGAUGAUACCGACUUAGACGGAAUAGCACCUGAUACCAAAAUGAAGAGCAUCAUCUCCAGGUUAAUCUCUGUGGAGGAGGAACUUCGUCGCGAGCAGCAGAAGAUGUCGGCAGCACUGUCGUACAAACAGCGCGUGAUCGAUGCGCAGGAACAGCAAAUAGCUGCUCUGGACGCAGCGAACAAUCGCCUUUUGUCGUCGAAUACAAGACUGUUGUCCGCAUUAACCUCCCUCAAGCAACGCUACAACGCCAAGGCUCAACCCAAUAGUGAAGCUUCAUCUCUUCUUCAAAAUAUCGCCGAUAUCGGAGAACUCAAAAGCUCCUCCUGUUGAACGAAGAAGAAAAUUCAAAACUCAAAAGAAGAGUCUCUUCCUCAAAGAGAAUAUUCCACUGGGACUCGCUCUGGAUUCAUUAAUUUCUGAGUUCACAAAGUCAGAAUUUUCAUUAGAGGGACGUCAUGAAUUUAAUCAAUUUCUUCAAGUUCAUAUUUACAGGCUUUUGAAGAAUGAUUGAUACUUUUGUUUCCUUGGCGCAGAAAUCUCUUUUGUUAACUAGGUUUAUUUAACCUACGAAUUUUUGGACCAUCAUGGCUUAAAACCGAUUUUACUCUUCAAUUUUGAAGAUAUUUUUAGUUUCUCUUUCAUUUUAUUUUUCUCUUUAUUUUUUCACGACGAUUUUAAGCCAUAGGAAAACAGUUUAGAGGCUACCUAUGUUUUAUAGGCACAAAAGAUAAGUAGCUAGAAUUUUUAUCAAUUAGGGUAAACUAGCACGUAUCGAUCGGGGCAAAAGAACCUUCCAUAUCCUUAUAAAUUUUCGUUUUAUGUGGUAUUUAGUGGAAAAUUCCCGUCGAUAGUCUAGAGAAAAAGUAAUUGACUUGAUGUAAAUGAGAGAAAUUUUUCUCUUGGGAAUCGACAAGUAUCAAAGAUUGUAUAUAUACACAGUAAACGCACAAUCACUGCAUGACACAAUACUUAGGAUAAUAAUGAAACCCUUGAAUCUCCGCAUAUUGUACUUCAUACUCUAAAAAGAUUGAAGUCUCGAAGCGCAUUUGUAUUGGCAAUCUUCGGAGCGAGUCCUCAAGUGAAUUCAAGCUUGAUAAAUACUUAAAUCGGACUCGACAAAAGCGAAUAUACUCUAUGCGAUAAUAUUUAUUUAGUAGUUGCUACCAAAGAUGAAGAUUUUUUGAAUUGUAUAAAUAUGUAAGAUAUUUCGUUGACAGCCUGUGUCGUCCUUCGUUUUUCGGCCCGAUAUUUACCAGUUUUACAUUUUAAAAGAGAAGGAUUCAUCUUUCCUAUUCUUUAUUUUUAUUUAUUUGUACAAAAUAGAAAUUCCAAUUGAGCUUUUAUUUUUACUCUUAAAUCGAAAAAGAUUUAGUUUUGUGAAUAAAUACCGGGCCUUUUGCAAAGAAAUGAAGGAGGAGUUUUGACCUCGGAUUCUUUUAAGUUGGACACAGUGCAUACCGCAUGACAAUUAUUAGUUAUUUAACGUACUCACGUUUCACUGCUGUUUUACGUUUUACAUCACAGCAAUUGUUAUAAGUUUGCUAUGGUAGCCAUUAUCGUACAAGGUGUGAAUCUCGCAAGGUUUCGUGAGUAUGUGUGAGUGAAAGGAAAAAGUGAGGAUGAUUACUGUAGUUUGUAAUAUCCCAUUAAAAGUAUUAUUUCGUCGACUUGUACAAUAGGACGUUAUUUCUGAGGAAAUUUGAUCGAUAGUGUUUUUUUUUUUCUUUUUUUUUUUUUUUUCGUCGCGGAUUAUUCUUGUAUAGUAAAAAAUACCGGUCCUUUCCCUUUUUUGUACUUUUGCCAACGCUCCACGAGCAGGCGCGAUUUAUCGUUCUUGAAAUUAUCGGGAGCGAGCCGCGUUAUAAAAAUUAAUAUAUUAACGCUACCCGUCGUCGAAAGAUGUAAUCGAUUAAGAUUAUAUAUAUUCUAUUUAAAAAGAUCAAUCAAUAGUAUGUACAUUACUAAGUUUCGUAUAUUCUCUUUUUCUGUAAUAGAAAUCUUGUAUUUAAGCGUGUAGCGAUCACUGGUUCUACGUGAACAAAUAAAUAUGAUUAGACAAA
Molecule: messenger RNA, 7031 nt
Organism: Belonocnema kinseyi
Lineage: Eukaryota; Metazoa; Arthropoda; Insecta; Hymenoptera; Cynipidae
Gene: raskol
Product: probable Ras GTPase-activating protein
Exons: 10
Coding region: 814-5301 (1495 amino acids)
Biological process (GO): regulation of GTPase activity
Source: RefSeq, a predicted model, not a curated record